AUGCCCGAGCCGCCGGUGGCAGCGCAGGACGGCGACCGGCCCCGGCGGGCCCCGGCCGGCGAGGAGCGAGCGGAACCGGCGGCCCCGACCGGCGUCCUGGAUAAGCUCUUCGGGAAGCGGCUGCUCCAGGCCGGGCGCUACAUCAUGUCCCACAAGGCCUGGAUGAAGACGGUGCCCACGGAAAACUGCGACGUGCUCAUGACCUUCCCGGACACCACCGACGACCACACGCUGCUCUGGCUCCUGAACCACAUCCGCCUCGGCAUCCCCGAGCUCAUCGUCCAGGUCCGGCACCACAAGCACACCCGUGUCUAUGCCUUCUUCGUCACCGCCACCUACGAGAGUUUGCUGCGCGGGGCCGAUGAGAUCGGGCUGCGAAAGCCGGUGAAAGCCGAAUUCGGUGGGGGCAUGCGGAGCUUCUCCUGCGAGGAGGAUUACAUCUACGAGAACAUCGAGAACGAGCUUUACUUCUUCACCUCUCAGGAACGGCAAAACAUCAUCAGGUACUGGCUGGAGAACCUGCGUGCCAAGCAGGGCGAGUCGCUGCACAACAUCCACUUCCUCGAGGGACAGCCCAUCAUCCCGGAGCUGGCGGCCCGCGGCGUCAUCCAGCAGGUCUUCCCGCUGCACGAGCAGAGGAUCCUCAAGCGGCUCAUGAAGUCCUGGGUGCAGGCGGUCUGCGAGUCCCAGCCGCUCGAUGAGAUCUGUGACUACUUUGGGGUGAAAAUCGCCAUGUACUUUGCCUGGCUGGGCUUCUACACCUCGGCCAUGGUGUACCCCGCCGUCUUCGGCUCCAUCCUCUACACCUUCACCGAGAGCGACCAGACCAGCCAGGACAUCUGCUGCGUGGUCUUCGCCAUCUUUAACGUCAUCUGGGCCACCCUCUUCCUCGAGGAGUGGAAGCGCCGCGGGGCCGAGUUCGCCUACAAGUGGGGGACACUGGACACCCCGGCCGAGUCCAUCGAGGAGCCCCGGCCCCAGUUCAGGGGCAUUAAGAGAAUCAGCCCCGUGACCAGCGCGGAGGAGUUUUAUUACCCGCCGUGGAAGCGCCUGCUCUUCCAGUGCCUGGUCAGCCUCCCCGUCUGCCUCGCCUGCCUCUCCUUCGUCUUCCUUCUCAUGCUGGGCUGCUUCCAGCUCCAGGAGUUUGUGCUGAGCAUCCAGGAGCUGCCCCGGAUCAUCCGUUUCCUCCCCAAAAUCGUCCUGGCUGUCAUCGUCACCGCCUGUGACGAGGUUUACAAGAAGAUCGCGUACUGGUUGAAUGACAUGGAGAACUAUCGCCUGCAGAGUGCCUACGAGAAACACCUCAUCAUCAAAAUCAUCCUGUUUCAGUUUGUAAAUUCAUACCUGAGUCUUUUCUACAUCGGUUUCUACCUCAAAGACAUGGAGCGGCUGAAGGAGCUCCUGCUCAUCUUCUCUCUCUCCCAAAGCCUCGUGCGUCAGCUCAAAGAGGCUCUCCUUCCCUUCAUCCUCCUCCACCUCCACCUCUCUCUCAUCUUCUUUAAGGGCCUCCUGGGCUUUUGCUGGAGACUGGGAGUAUCCAAAAUGCUGGCCACGCUGCUCAUCACCCGCCAGUUCCUGCAGAACGUCAGGGAGGUGUCGCAGCCCCACCUGUACCGCCGGCUGCGCCGGGGGGACCUCAGCCUCCGCAGCCUCCGCCAGCUCGCCCACACCGUCAUCUGCCUGCUCGCCCCCCGCCGCCACCCCCCGGCCCCCCCCGAGGGGCUGCGGGGGGAGAAGAAGUGUCUGAACGGGGGCUGCGGGGUGCCGGAGGAAGAGGAGGAGGAGGAAGAGCGGCGCGAGUCGGACUCGGAGGAGGAGAGCGCCCUGGAUUGCGGGUUGAAGCUGAAGAAGGUGAGCUUCAUCGAGAAGGCGGAGCGGCGCGGCGGGGAGCCCGGCGGCCCCGAGGACGAGAGCUUCCUCGAGGAGGGCAGCCCCACCAUGGUGGAGAAGGGCAUGGACCCCGCGUCCGUCUUCGAGCUGUGCGAGGACGAGGAGGAGGCUGAAGGUCCCCCCGGCAGCCCGGUCAAGGCGGCGGAGCCGGCGGUGGUCCCGCGGGCCAGCCGGAGGAGGCGGGCGGCUGAGAGCCGGGAGGAGGAGGAGGGUGAGGAAGAAGGGCGUCGGCGCAACCGGGCGUCGUGGAUCGACCCGCCGGAGGAGGACUACUCCACGCAGCUGACGCAGGCGGAGGUGGAGAGCUGCAUGAAGAAGUAUGAGGACACCUUCCAGGACUACCAGGAGAUGUUCAUCCAGUUCGGCUACGUGGUGCUCUUCUCCUCCGCCUUCCCCCUGGCCGCCAUGUGCGCCCUGGUGAACAACAUCAUCGAGAUCCGGAGCGACGCCUUCAAGCUGUGCACGGGGCUCCAGCGUCCCUUCGGCCAGCGGGUCGAGAGCAUCGGGCAGUGGCAGAAGGUGAUGGAGGCCAUGGGCGUCCUGGCCAUCGUGGUCAACUGCUACCUGAUCGCCCAGUGCGGGCAGCUCCAGCGCCUCUUCCCCUGGCUCAGCCCCGAGGGAGCCAUCAUCUCCGUGGUGGUGCUGGAGCACUUCGCCCUGUUCCUGAAGUACGUCAUCCAAGUGGCCAUCCCCGACAUCCCCGCCUGGGUGGCCGAGGAGAUGGCCAAGCUGGAGUACCAGCGCCGCGAGGCCUUCAAGAAGCACGAGCGGCAGGCGCAGCACCACUUCCAGCAGCAGCAGCGGCGCAAACGGGAGGAGGAGGAGCGGCAGCGGCACGCUGAGUACCAGGCCCGCAAGGAGCGCGAGUCCAGCCGCGACGAGGCCAAGCCCGAGGCCGCUGGGCAGGACCCGGCCCACGAGAAGAGCCAGAGCAAAGGGAAGGGCUCCGGGGGCACCUCGCACGGCUCCGACAAGCCCAAGCGACCCAGCUCCCUCCUGGCCACCAACAACGUGAUGAAGCUGAAGCAGAUCAUCCCUUUGCAGGGCAAGUUCCUCUCCGGGGGGGCUGGGGCCAGCAGCACAGCCACCGCCAGGUCCCCCCAGUCCCCCACCGGCAGCGAGAACAAACUCCCCGGCUUCCUCAGCUUCAAGUUCCUGAAAUCCCCCGAGACUAAGCGGGACACGGGGACCGAGAAGGUCCAGUCGCCCACCAAGCCAUUCAAUCCUGGCAAGCUCUUCAACUUCGGCAAGUCCGAAGGGGCCGGGGGCAACGGCGCCGUGGCCACCACCUCCCCCCAGCCCCGGCCCGGCCCCUCAGCGGACACGGGUGAGCGGCCGGUCCCCAGCAAGUCCCAUCUCAAUGGGGUGCCGGAGGAGGGGGGCCGAGAGGAGCCGGAGAGCCGGGCAGAGGAGGAGAGCGGGGGCUAUAAACUCUAA
Messenger RNA from Gavia stellata (red-throated loon), 3327 nucleotides. RefSeq names its product anoctamin 8 (gene ANO8). Gene Ontology annotation, biological process: chloride transmembrane transport. NCBI's taxonomy places the organism in Eukaryota, Metazoa, Chordata, Aves, Gaviiformes, Gaviidae. Gene Ontology annotation, molecular function: chloride channel activity. Gene Ontology annotation, cellular component: plasma membrane. The transcript is spliced from 18 exons. The record is from RefSeq and is a predicted model, not a curated record. The coding region runs from base 1 to 3327 and encodes 1108 amino acids.